This is a messenger RNA of Xyrichtys novacula (pearly razorfish), 5198 nucleotides long. NCBI's taxonomy places the organism in Eukaryota, Metazoa, Chordata, Actinopteri, Labriformes, Labridae. The record is from the annotation of a GenBank genome assembly.
GGUUUUUUGGCCAGCAGCUUGUGCGGCUCUCUGUGUUCGCUCUCAGCGAUGGGCUCUGCUGGAAGAUGGAUGCUGCUCACCCUGUGCGUGUGUUUCAGCACUCUGGAGAACUGUGAGUACGUCUGUGUGCCGUCUUAAGCUUUGACACCAAUUCAGUGAGACAUGGUGAGAAAUAUUGCUAAAUUUGUUCAUGCUGCCACAGCUUCAAGUGACUUCAGGGGGGUAUGUAAAGUAUGAGAAAUUGUUGAUUUUGGUUGCAAAUCCUCAUACCAAUUCAAGAGAAAAGAGAGUGUUUUUUUCUAUUGCUUGAUUGCUUAAAUGACAUAGGAUAAUCCAGAAUGUGCACUGGAAAUGUUUAAUGUAGACAUUACUCAAAACAAAUAUGCUCCAUAUCAAGACUGAAGAUCUGUAUCUUUCAGAAACAUGUUAAAAAUGUCCAUUGUAAUUUUUUAACAGAAAAAAAUCUACUGGUAAUAUUUUUGGAUGAUGCCAAUUUUAAGGUUUUAACCCUAUAAUACCUGAAACCACAAAUUAUGGCCAGAAAAUGCAAUUUUUUCUGGAAAACCAAAAAAAUCAAAAUUUUACAAAUAUAUUUAUUUAUCUCGUUUGAUGCAUCAGAUGUUUUUGGAAACUGAUAAUCACAAGAGGGCAUUUUUAUCAUUUAUUGGACUGUGUUAAGAUGUUUUUUUUUUAGUAAUUUGUUGAUCAUAUUGAUUGAUAGAAGUAUUAUAAAAGUAUGUAUGCAAUAUAAUACAGUCAAUAAAGGGUUGAACAAAAAAAUAACACUGGACUAAUGACCUUUAUUAAAAUUAGGACCCAACCCUCAAAGGAAGCUCCUCAUUUUUUAUGAAGUCUUAGAAUAAAACUCCCUGACAGGCAUUUAUUACAGUUUCUUUUGUCACAAAGCCUUUGCUUGUUUUUAUAAAUGUCUGUUUUUUUGACAUUUUCACAAACUGAUAAUCUACACAGAGACAAUGUCAUUUAUUGACAGUGUGUUUUCAUCCCAGUGAAGUAGGCUGUUGUUCCACUCAGUCUGUGACCGGUUUGGCUUACACUCAAAACUGUCAAGUGUAAUUAACAACCAAUAUGCAGACCGAAUUCCCACACACACACCACAAAAGGCCUGGGGAUGACAGCGAAGAGGGGGGAGGGUUCAUUAUUUCAGUAAUGAAGGAGGAGAGGGAGGAGAGCUGCAGUCUGCACAACAGAAAGGACAACCAGUCAAAACAGAAAAUGAAGACAUGAAUCCUUCAUUGAGGGGCUGCUUGUGCCACAUCCCAGAUACGUGCUGUCUCACUUUUGUCUUCCCUUUUUUUUAUGAAUGGUUAUCCCCACAGUGGCACUCAGGGUGACCAUGAGGGAAUCCAGUCUCAAGGUGGUCCAAGGAGAUUUCGUUAUCUUACCCUGUUCCUUCUUCACCUCCAGUCCCCUCUCCAGACUCAAUGUCAUCUGGACGCUGGCUCCUUUCUCCAGUCCAGAAACCCCAAUACAGGUCUGAAUCCUGUCACACACUCACAUACACUUCUGUUUGGUCCUCUCAUGCUCACCAGGCCGCUGCUUUUUAAACUGAAUGGAUCACAAGUUUUUGGUUACAGAUUCAGUGGAAGUAUGAGCCAAAAAUCAACCUAUAACAGAACACAAGUUUUCAAACCGCUUCUCUUAAUAUCCAAAUCAAACACACCACCACCACAGCAAACAGAUCAUCUGAUUAUUACGAAUCCCUUAUUUACCUCUAGGUGAUAGUGUACGACCAUGGACAGGUGAUUGAAGACCCCACCCUGAUCGGCAGGGUGGGUUUUACAGGUAUGACCAGUGUUACCCUUUUCAUAUGAAUUUAGUUCUGAGAUGUUGUUUUAGAACCCUGCAGAGAUUAGCAGGAAAAAUGAUAUUAACUCCACGUUCACUAUCUGAAGGUAUCCCCUGGAGUGCAGACAUCGUGCUGAAUGACACUCGAGUAUCAGAUGCAGGUAUAUAUCGCUGCAUGGUCAAUAACCCACCAGAAACAGCAGAUCCCGGCAUCGGAGAGCUGGAGCUCAGCAUCCUGGGUAUGUUGGUGCGUCACAUAUCACACAAACUAGAUAGUAGAUAAAUAGAUAGAUACUUUAUUUAUCCCUGAGGAAAUUCAUUAUCAAUCUAGCAGAGGUGGCUAGUUCAGAGGCUAUUUCAUUAUACUGUAAACUCUGAAUGCAUCAGUGUAUCAUUUUUAGAUUUUAGACAACACAAUGAGGACAUCCUUAAUCCUAUCUGCCAUGGGGUGUAGUAAAAAAAAUUACAUUGUACAUACACUUCUAAGUUGUACUAUCUGUCCAGUAUAUGUUAUAAUCAAGACCCAAACAAAUGUAUUAAUCCUUAAAAAGUUGGCCUUUCCCUAUUACCCAAUUUUCCCAAGAGUUUGAUAUUUGAGAGAGAGAGAAAUUCCUCAAAAAUACCUGAACAAUUGUCAAACAGUGUGGUGCACAGAUCUAUUAUCUCAAAAGGAUCAACCGCUUUAACUUGGUGAUCCCCAAACUCAAUUUCUGGUGUGUAUCAUCACAUCAAAGUUCAAUUUCGCAGUGGUUUUGUUUGACGUUUGAUAUUCUACAGUGCUAGUUAGAAAGAAAGAAUGCUGGUUUAUACACUUAAACAGUUUUAUUUGAAUGGAAAUAGUAUCACACUUAAGUGGCUUUGUUAUCAACUUUGUUAUCACAGUGCUAACAUCAUUUAUCUUGAAAAAACUUCUUUUAUGAGAAUCAAAAAAUUUCACGCUUAAGAAAUUUGUGUGAUUAUGUCAUAGCACCACCCUCACUUCCUGAGUGUCAGUGGGAUGGAGACAUCGAUGUUGGGGGAAGUGUCACCUUGUCCUGUUCAGUGACCGAGGGUGUUCCCACUCCAGACAUUCACUGGGAAAAAGUCAAUCCAGAGGAAAUCCCACUUCCUGUAAAUAUGGAAGGUAGGUGUUACACACAAUCACACACAAACAAAGAGAGGGAGUCUUUACUUCACGUCUUUCCAUGCGUCCAAAAUAUAGUAUAGAAACCAGUCUGCAGUGCUCCAAGUUUCCUCAUGUUUAGCUACAGCAUAUAGCAAAUGUAACAAAGACAAAAGUUGCCCUAGUUUUUUUCAUAGUUGUAUUUUGUUUCGCUUUGAUUUUGAUUUUGGCUCCCCAUAAAAGUUCUUAAUGGUCAGGAGUGUCACAUCUUAAAGGACUCACAGUGCCCUCUAGUAUCCCUCUGGUACAUUACACUUCAGGCUCACUCAUAGUGCUCAUGGAUAGUUUACAAUGUGGACCAUGUCACUUCAUUUCUGCUUGUAGUGAGAUGUAAUUUUUUAAGUAAUUUUUUUGGUUUAAGUUUCAUUUUUAAAAUUGAUUCUUAUAUUUCCUAUCAGUCAUUCUGCACCGAUUUAAUACAAUUUUAGGUAAAUUACCUUUUUCUCUCACCGGUCUUUCAUUAUGAAUUGUUGCUGUCUUUAUUCUGUCUGGUGUGCAUGAAGCACUUUGAGCUGCUUGCUUGAAUGCAUGACAGGUGCUCCAUGAGGCUCCUUCUCAAUUCUGCUAAUCUAGUGCAGAACGCUGCAGGAGCUGACAUGAGUCAACAGAUCUGUCAGUCAGUCAUCUUUCUCAAGUUAAAUCACUAAUUGAAAAUAAUCCUUUCAGAAAAAAUGCACAUGAAUAUAAUCUGCAUGAUAAGGACUAACUACACUGAGAGAAACCAUGUUUGAGAAGAAAAAUAAUAAUUUGACUUUUAUUUUAUUUUUUUAGUUUGAUCUGUUGACACAUAAUGAAGGCAGAGUUUUUUUUAUCUAUACUCCAACCAGUCAAUAGAGGGAGCUCUAGAACUUUUGACUGCACUGUCAUAGUAUCCAUUUUAAGAUACUGUUUUCCUCAGUCCCUAAACAUAGUAUGGGAGGUAGAGUUUUGACCUAUUAGGAAUCAUCAGGGUCAAUGAGGGAAACCCUACCUCUAUUUUCAGAGGAGGCUUGAAAAGCUCCUUUCUGGUCAAGCUAAAACUUGGUUCUGGUUCAGGCUUAAAACAGCUCUUUGUUAUGAGCCUGUCUGUCUCGGACCCCCAGAGUAGCUGGUACACUGAGUUUCUGAUCCUUCUGAGCUCUCUUAACUUGUACGCCCCUCUAGAUUGCUGAAUUCUGCUGAGGACUAUUUUUCUUUAAACUUAAAUCAAGAACAAGAAUAAGAAGAAGAACUUUAUUGAUCCCUGAAGGGAAAUCCAAUCGUCUGUCAUCUCAUUUUUCAUGUCUCUAAGAGUCAUCUACUAUUCACAGAAGAGUUGUAAAGUCUGAUAGCUGUGGGUACAAAAGAUCUUCUGAAUCUUUCUGUCCUGCAGCGAAGAGAGAGGAGCCGUCCACCACCAUUGGCCCUUUGAUCCAUUAAGGUGUUGUGAAGUGGGUGAUCCAUGUUCUUUAGAAUAGUCUCCACCUUCCUCAGUGUAGAUCUCUCCACCACAUCCUCCACAGAGCCCAGCUUGAAUCCAACCACAGAGCCAGAAUAGAUUUUCAAAAAUUCAUUUCCAUCAAAGAAAUGUUGACCCCCACAUGUCACAUUAAACGACUGUUUUCACAGCCUGUGACAAGCUAAAAAAACAAACAUCAGCUCAAUGACUAACCCUCUUUGCUUUCCUCUCUAUCAUGAAGAUGAUCUGUCUGGCUCGGUCCAAAUCAUCAAUGUGUCAUCUCAGACGUCUGGCCUGUAUCGCUGCUCUGCCACCAACCUCCUUGGGACAGAGAACUGCUACGUCAACUUAUCCAUCUACACCAGUAAGUGCAUCUCCACCCAGAGUCCUCUGGAGCCUUAAGUACAGGCCGUACACUGAUUUCUACUCUAAGAUCUACUUUGUGCCUUGGUCUGCAGCCCCUGACAGUUCCUCUGGCAUGCUGCAGGGUGUGCUGCUCACCUUGUCUAUGAGCCUGCUGCUGCUCGCUCUGCUGGUGCUCGUGCUGUGGCUCCACCGCACAGGGCAGGAUGGAAGGAGGUGGAGGGAGCGGAAAGAAGAGGAGGAAGAGGAGUGUUACAAUGAGAUACGGUACACUCCGUCUCUUAUGAAGCGCUCAUUUGUUUGAUUUCAACAUCCUCUGGGAUUAAAAAUAAAUGUUUCAUCAGCUUUCAAAUCAGCUUUUGUGAAGGAGCCUUGUUUCACCUUUGUUUGUACGAUCUGUGCUGCUCUGCGGCAUAUUUUUCUCUCUCCAAAAUAAAGAUGUUAAUGUUG